This is a messenger RNA of Lycium barbarum (goji berry), 675 nucleotides long. RefSeq lists its product as uncharacterized. Lineage: Eukaryota; Viridiplantae; Streptophyta; Magnoliopsida; Solanales; Solanaceae. The record is from RefSeq and is a predicted model, not a curated record. The coding region runs from base 201 to 575 and encodes 124 amino acids. The transcript has a single exon.
CGUAUUUGACGGAAGUCAUAACAAUAAAGCAAAAAUCACAUUCAUCUCUCUUUUCAAAAAAUAUACUUUCCUUUGAUCACCGGAAAUCCCCAAAUUCCAAUACUUAGGGUUUUCUAUUCCUUCAACUAGUCCUCCUUCACAAAAAAGGCGAGCUUUUCUUCUCCAUUCCAAGAAAGGCUCGCCCAAAACAAAAAACAACCAUGAAAUUUCUUACCGGCAUGUUCUUGCUUUUUACCGUCGUUUAUUUCCCUUUUACCGUCCGUUCAGAUGAAAUAAUUCCGUUACUUUUACCGUCCGAUCAGGUUAACCAAGACAUUUGUCCCACAACGACGUCGUCUCAAACGAAUUCCUGUACCGUUAACUGCUUCCGACCCGACCCGGUUUGUGGAGUUAACGGCGUUACGUACUGGUGUGGUUGUCCAGACGCGCAAUGUGCUGGUGUGCGUGUUGUGAAAUCAGGGAUAUGUGAAGUGGGUAACGGAGGUUCUGCUCCCGUUACGGGUCAAGCGUUAUUGUUGGUUCAUAUUGUUUGGCUUGUGUUACUUGGUUUUGUUGGAUUGUUUGGCCUUUUAUGAUCGAUUAAUUGAAUUAGGGUUAGAUUUGAUAUAGUAUGAUUUUUUUGUAUGAUAUAUAAUACCUGUAUAUGAGGGGAAUUUACGGCUAGCUGUUUUUAUA